AGGCAGCGGCUCCGGGCCUGUCGGCGAAGAUGAAGCCGAAGAAGAGUAAAACCGGGCCGGGCCGGGCCUCGGCCGUCCGUCGUCGGAAGGCUCUGAGUGACAUCUCCCCUUCUACCAGUUUACCCCCACUUGUGGAAGGACAACUGCGCUGCUUCCUCAAACUAACCGUCAGCAAAAUUGUAUGGAUGGUUGCCAAGCCGCCAGUAUCAUCCCUUGUCCGGGUGAGAUGGUGGGGAGAAACCACCAAUGGCACCGUCUUCGUUCCCCAGGAUGCUUCCCAGCCGGAGCAAAAAAUUCUGAACACCACCACCUGCUACCCGGUGCGAUGUGGGCCCAAACAGUUUGCCUCCUACCUGACAGAUAUGGGGGCUCUUAUCCUGGAAGUAAUGACCAAAUCUGAUCACCUUCCAAUUGGACGGGUUCAAAUCAAGGGGCUGGCCCAGCUCUCCCCCAGCCAUCCAAUCAGUGGAUUUUUCACCAUCGUUUCGCCGUCGUCCGAAAAGAUGGGAGAGCUGCAGAUUUCCCUGUUUCUGGAACCUCUGUCCGACGUGUACGAGAGCCAACACACCGCCCACAACACAAAUACGAACAAAGAUGCUGCAGAUUUGAGCCACUCCCUCGCUCCGUCCCAGCUUCACAGACCAACUGGCACCCACCUUCACGGAAGAGAGUCUCUGGGCAGCAGCAGAGCAAGUACUCCAAGGGGGAAAGAUCACUUAUAUUUCCAGGAGAACUCGGAGAAUAUCCAAAGAAGCAUUGGUGGAUCUCACCCACCCCUGGAUUACAUCUUGAACACCAAGGAUCCCAAGCCACACAAAAUGUUUUUGAACAGCUCUGAUCCAGAGGCGCAAAUUAAAUCGGGCAAGGAAACCACACGGCCUGUCCGUGUUCUUCCUUGCAACAGUCCAGCUACGAAGGAUCUCCUUACAGACCUUUUGGAUCGAGGAAACCGGUUGCGAAAUGCUAUGGCUGUGUCCGUCAUGAUAUCGAAUCCGGAUCCUGUCAUUGAACGAUAUGAGGCUCAACCUUCGGUAAAGCAGGACCUCUCCCGACAAGCUGGAAAAACUCUGAAGAAUCCUGCUCUUAUGUGCGAAGGCCCUCAUGAGCCAUGGCGGGAAUGUUCCGAAUUUGAUUUGGAUGCUGAAAAGAAAGCCGUCGAGCUUCUGCUGGGCAGUUCCGAUUUAUCUCCAGAUCAUCUCGUGGACGGGGCAGGCUCCCCUCCUGAAUCUCUUUCCCCUUCGAGUCACUUGUAUGACAGCGAAUUGAAUGACCCACAUUACGACCAGAGUCUCUUGGAAAAUUUGUUCUACACAGCUCAGAAAUCUGACGGCAGCUUCAGCGACCUUUAUAGUGACGAGGAGGACGAGGCUGGAAAACUAAGUCGGCCUCAGGGCCCAAAACUUCAGAGGUCACCAAAGGCUUCAGAGUCGAGUCCUCACAGGCGGAAAAAGAAGACCUUGGAGACAAGAGACAGCCGUUCCCCUGCUAAAUCCCUUCCUCGUGAGACAUUCCCGGAGUCCACCGAUGAAAUCCAAGCUGUCAAUUUGAGCCUUGACAGGCUGGCCACGCUGGGUCGGAUCCGCUUAGCCAGAGUUGUGAUUGAGAGCCUAAGAGGGGUCCCUCCUGAAGACAGCUCUCAGAGUACCCCCAGUCAAAAGAGCCCCGGUGGGAAACCCCCCAGGCCAGCUUUGGCUAAGAAGAGGACCUUCUUUGUCGAGUAUCACUUUCCAGUGGGAACUUCAAAGAACGGGGUCGGCCAGACAGCCGUGACUACGGAAAUUGUUCGCGUAGCUUCGAGUAGAUUCUCAGCAGACGGGGUGAAGUUUCAGCAACGUUACGUAUUCCCUGUCCAUUUCAGUGGCUCCAUGAUCACCCAUUGGUGGAAGUCGCACCUCGAUUUUCACUUGUUUUUGAAAAAGGGCACCCAAAGGAAGCCAGUGCUGAUCGGCGCAGCAGCCUUUCCCCUGCGCGACGUCCUUCAGUCCGAGGACUUAUUCGUCAGCCGUGACUUGCCGGUGAAAGAAGACGUCAUCCCAGGCCCAUUGGGGCCUUUACAGGUAUCCGUGGAACUAGCCACUAACAAAGACUUCUCCAACAUCAAAGCGAGCAGUGCGUCCCCAAGAGCCCCCGUCGGUUCCAUCAGAGGCCACGGCGCAAUUUUCCAGGAUGCUGAAAGAAUCGCCCCUUGUUCCACCAGCAGCCCUCAAAGCAACUGCAAAACCCCAGUGAGAAGCGAAGAUCCCUUGCCUCCGGCUUUUCAGAGGUCCCCCAAGGAUGUGGGUCAGCCGCCGGUCCCUCUGCCUGUCUCCCGCAACCUCCUGACCCAGAUGUGCGCCUCCUCGGAAGAGGAAGGGAUGCUGCUCCAUGUCCUUUUGAUGGUCUCGGAGGGGGAGAUCGCUCUCCCUCCCAACGGCGGGCUGGACAGCUCUUGCAACCUGUAUUUAAUCUGCAAGCUCUUCAGCACCGAGGAAGCCACGAGGUCUCCCGUCGCGUGGGGGACCUCACGACCCGCCUUCCAUUUUUCUCAGAUCACUCCGGUUGCGUUGACAUCGAAACAUCUGGAGCGUCUGAAGAACAACGUCAUGGUGAUUGAGGUGUGGAAUAAGGUGCUCAGCCCCGGAGGCGACCGGCUGCUGGGACUGGCCAAGCUUCCCCUCCAUCAGUUCUACGUUUCAUUCAAAGACCCCAAAGUUUCCAGCCUGCUGCUCCAGGCUCAGUAUCCGGUGUUGGCAGUGGACGGCCCCGUGCCAGUGGUUGACGUCUUCUCCGGCCAAAAGAACGGCACCCUGAAGACCAUCUUAGCCAUGGGUUCAGCUGACCAGGUGUUGGCGCUGCAGAGGGUCAAGAAGGAAGAAGGGCGGGCAUCCCCGACUGUGCUGCGCCCCCAACACGCUCUGGAUCCCCUCCCUGCACCCACCUCUGAGCUGUCAAGCAGGGAAAAGGAAGGCCUGGUGGAACACAUCUUUGAGAUCCACAUUGAGGGGGUCCAAGGCCUGAUGCCCCUCCAGUCCACCGUCUGGGGAGAAGCCGACUGUUACGUCCAGUACCACUUCCCGGUUCAGAAAUCGGAAUCCGAGACGCUCCGGGAUGCGGAGUUCAGCGAGAAAGACCUUGAGUUGAAGGCCUUCCGCACGUCCACCACUCUGUGCGUUCCCGAUCCCACCUUCCGCGGUGAGCACCAUCACUCUCUGCUGGUCCCAGCUGACGUCCCAGUUCAGCGGCUGCUACUCAACGCUUUCUCUGCCCGGAGCUUAGCGGGAGAAGGAGGAGGGAUUCAUUUCGAAAUCUGGUGCAGGUACUACUAUCCUAACGUCCGAGAUCAGAUGGUUGCCAGGGCGAGCUUGCCCCUCUCGCGCCUUUGUGCCAUGGUCACCAUGCAGCACCGUCAGGAAGUGGGGAUCCAGACUUUCCACCUGCCUGUCAUGCCAAGAAUCGGCAGCUCAGGCGAGCUCCAUCCUCGGUCUUCAGGUUUGUUCCAAGUGAGCGUAAAGUACCGACGCAGCUUGAAAAUAACCGAAAACGGGCUAGCGGCCCAGACUGUUCCCAUCUCCCUCCAAAUCCAUGCAGCGGCUGGCUUGCAAGCAGCAGCCAGGGCGCUGGCCGAAAAGCACCCUCCGUUCCGAUAUAGUGCGGAAAUUGGUCUCAACACCUACGUCUCGAUACUCCUCCCCUUCCUUCUUGGGGCCGAGCCGCGCAGGACACGAACCGUGGCUCGCUCCUUCUGCCCCGCCUUCGACCAUCACGUGGAGCUGCCCUGCCAUCUCGUGGUCCAGAGGAGCAGCGGAGAAGCCUGCUGCCUGGGGGAACUCUUGCAGCGGUCGGAGGUGGUCUUCCACCUCUAUCACCAGCCCCUCAACUCAGCUCCAAGGGAAGCGCUAAAAGAUUGCUUGCUGGGAACCGUGAGAGUUCCUACCAGAGACCUGCUGAUUCGAAGAUCAGGUCUGAGAGGUUGGUACCCCGUCAUCCUCCCAGAGGAUCUCUUGGCAUCUCAGCCUUCUAACGUCACGCAGAGCAUCGUCGGAGGUUUGGAGAUUUCGGUUGCUUUUGUUCACCCCGGAGACCGAGAGCGUGUUCUGGAGACUGCCAACGGUUUAGGGUGGAACUGGAAGGAAACCUACCCUGAGGAUCCGUGGGAGGAUAGCGAGAGUGAAGGCCAGGCCCCUUCGACACCGGUCCACGUGACUAUUUCUACUCCUCGGUUGUGGUUACCGCUACAGAGCAUGUUACUCGCAGGAGAAGCACACUUAAAUAAAAGCGUCUAUUGCUACCUUCGCUACAAACUCUACGAUCAAGAAGCCACUUGGUCUUCACUUAGGAGGCCAAAGUUAACAGAAGGCGAAAAACACGGGAUUGUGAUGUUUAAGAAACCCAACCGAACGGAGCUCCGGUCGAGUCUAGCAUUAUUCUGGUACUUCAGGGAAGAGAAACUGGAAGUCCAGGUGUGGCGAGCUUACGGCAAAGAUGGCGACGUGGAAAGGCCGCUGGAUACUGACCGCUUGAUCGGAUCAGCCUACGUGGACCUGGCACCGCUGGCGGACAGUUCACGGAAAAAGAAAACUGUCAGUGGUGUCUUUCCUUUGUUCCGACGAAACGCUGCCAACCUGGGGGGAGCCGCGCUGCGUGUUCACAUUACGGUGACACCUGCUGGUCCAUGUGGAGGACCUGGGAACCGUGAAGAUGACAGGGACAGCAGCAGCAACAGCGUUGAAGAAGAGAAGAAGGCAGCGGAGCAGGAACCGGAAGUCCGCCCGGAAGCAAAUCCUUCCGUCGACGAAGUCCCCCAGGACAAACCUCCUGCCAGUGACCCGGAGAACACGUUCGCUGUGAGCGUUCUCGUGGAAAGAGCCAUGCACCUAAGCUUAAAAGGGAGUCCUCUUGCAGAGCGGGGAGUAACGUCGCCCUGUAGCUACGUGUCUUUCGUGGCCACUGAUGUCGAUAACCCGAUCACCACCACAACAGUAGAAAACACAGAUUGCCCCGUUUGGGAUUUUCAGCACCAGACAAGACUCUCCAAGGAACUCCUGCUGGAUUCCCAGAAAACUCUGGUCUUCAAAAUAUGGCAUAAAGCAGACGUUGAACGAGUGAUAGGAUUUGCAUCGGUGGACCUCUCCCCCCUGCUCUCCGGCUUCCAGUACAUCUGCGGCUGGUAUGACAUCACCGACCUGACCGGGCAGUGCCGAGGGCAGGUCAAAGUCGCCGUCUCUCCACUCGAAAAUAUCGCUCACCUGAAAGAAGAAAGGCAGGCAAGAAGCUGCCAGGCCAGGGACUCGUAUCCUUCAUUCUCAUCCUUCUCCACCAGAGGCGCCCCCAAACUUUCAGGUUCUCCAUGGAAGAGCCCGGAAGCUUCCGGUCACGCGAGGGCUGGAUCCCGUUACAAAGAGCAUGUGCAGAAUGUCCGUCGGUUCCACACGUCGUUGCAGCAAGCGGAGGAGAAGACGGAGCAAACGGAAGGACUCGACUCCCUGUCCCUUUCCUCCCACACCUCCCUCUUCAGAGCACUCAGAAAAAACCUGAACGAGCUGGAUGAGAUCCAGAGGUAUUUCCGCGAAAAGCUCACCAGGCCUUUGACAGACCUGGGUGCUCCUUGCAGCACCAUGGAUGGUCUUGACAACCAGAGAGCUUCCUCCAGGAGGGUAGAUCCAGAAGAAGAUCAUCUGCAGGAGAAGCCCAUUCAUCUGCUUUCUCAAGUUAGCAGCCAGCAUGUCGGUCUGUGGCCUAAGAUGACUUUCCACCCUGAAGAGACCUCACAAGUUCAUCAAGACGGUCCUAGAUUCUCAAGCGCUGACCAGGCCCUCUUUGGGCAGGAAAAUGGCGCCGCCGGGGCCGAGAUCCUCAAAAUUUCCUCAAGCAAUGAAUUCUGGAAUGCCAGGGUAGGUGGUGAAGGACCUCUAUUUGGUCUUGGAAAAUGCCCUUCCGCAGAAGACACGCCGUAUGGAUUCUUUGACCCAACAAACUCCCCAAAAGCUCCUCCCUCGGGAUUCCUCCCCAGGGAGGAAGACUCUGCUCAGUCUCACAGCGAGGAAGAGUACGAGGAGGCCAUUGUAGAACCGAGAACGCUGAAUGAAAUCACCACCGUGACGGACAAAACCAGUCCCUGGUCCAGCUUCGUCUCCGAAACCGAGCAGGAACUAAUCCACGAGGCCCAAGGGACGAAGGACGGGGACUAUUUACCAAAAGAGAGCGCCAUCAGAAGCAGCUCCGUGAUCCAAGAUGAUCCUUUGAGUGUGUCCAGCAUCACCGGAUCCACCGGAAACAGCCCUUCCAGAGAAGAAGAAGAGGAGGAGGACAACGCUGAUGAACUCGAAGCUGGGGAAGAAGAACCCACAGCUGCAGAGCGGGUGGAACCUGAGGAAAUCCACAAGGUUGAUCAAGAAAGAUCAAUGGAAGUCCAGGGAGGAGGACCCGAAGAAGCGUCAUCCGCGCACAGAGGUGGCGGGGACUUUGCGAGACCACGGAGGGUUGCUCCAGAAGCGGUAGAAGGAAGAGAAAACCUGCACAGAGACCCCCAGCCGGAAGAAGGAAUGAAUGUGAAAGGAGAAGAGGGUCUCCAGCUUUGCCCCACAUUGCAGGAGGCCAUGCAACAGACCGAGGCCUACUCUGGAGAAGACGAGGAAGACCUCCCGGAAGAGUUCAACGCUCCCAUGAUUUCACUAUCCGAGCCGGUGACGGUGCCCAAUUUCUUCCUUCCCCCACAACAUCUGGAGGUCUCCAUGAGGCUUCUCAGCGCUUCCUCCUCUCCCCUGGCAGCUGCUCAUAAAGCUGGAGAAGGCCGAAGUGAGGUGCCGGGAAUUCCUCACCGAAGGCCCAAGCCAAGCCCGAUGCCUCUUCAGCUGCCCGAAGAGGAAAUGAAAAGAAUCGCUCGGAUUUUUUCCACGCAGUUCUCCGAAAAAGCAUAAAGCCAGCAGGACCGAGUCCACUUCAUGAAACUUCCAGCAAAGGCUGUGACCUCGGCCUUCUCAAUGCCACCGACCCCCAAAUGCAGAGCGGGAGGGGUCACAUCAGGGCAAGAUCCCUCUGCUGGACCCCGAGACUCACCUGUGCCCCCCCCGCCCUUCUUUCUGAAACAGCACCUAAUAAACCAGCAUUUUGUUCUCCUUCAAGAACGUAGAGACACACGUGAGCCAAGAUAAUGAACGUUGGCAUCCCCUGCAUCAGUCAUCCGGAAGGCAAUUUUGGGUUUGGAGUGGGCACCACCUGGACAAACUAUUGUUCUCCAGGCCGCAUCCUUUCCUCACCGCCUUCUUUUCAGCAUCCUGUGCCUCCUGGCCUCAGUGUUGGCAUGGGAACUGCAAAGAUGCCCCUCUGGGCAAAAUGACACCCAAGGUCCCUGGCAUGGCUGUGGGAAGGGCCCUUAGUAUCUACCCGUCUUCCUUCCACCCCCUCGUAGUAGAGAAAUCCAGAUUAUUCUUUCUUUUUUUCUUUCUUCCUUCCUUUCUCUCUCUCUCUUUCUUUUUCUCUUUCUCCUCUUUCUUUGUUUUUCUCUUUCUCCUUUUCUUUCUUUCUUUCUCUUUGUCUCUCUAUUUCUUCCUUUUUCUUUCGCUUUCUUUCUCUCUUCUUUCUUUUUUUCCUUCCUUCCUUCUCUCUUUCCCUCCCUCCCUCCCGUUUUUCCUCAAAUAUCAGUGCCACUUUGAAGAGAUUCUACCUGCCAUCCAAAACUGAUUAAUUGUCACCUUAGUGAUAGGAAGAUAGGGGGAAAAAGCGCAUUGCAGCAACAGAAUUAUCUUUUUUUUCCAAUCUCCACCUUUUGGCUUCAUGUCUUUUUUUUCUUUUUUCUUUUUUUGAGCAUUGGAGAGGAACAGAUUCGUUCCAAAGAGUUGGAUCUCCAAAAAGUUGCACUCUGGCUACCUCGGAUCCAUAAAGGCACUCUCCCUCCCUCCUUCCCUCCCUUCCUCUCUCUUUAAAAAUCCACCCUGGAUCUCUCAUUUACCUUUUCGUUUCUUUCCAUUUGUCUCCCAUGGUAAAAAAUAAUAAUCCUUUCUGGAUUCUUUGCCCGAAGGAAUUUGGAAGUGAACACCUGAGCCUGGAUUAAAAAGGGCAUCCUUUCCUGAACCACAUUUUUUAAUUGCUUUUUCUUUCAAGCACCAACCUCUCCAAUAGAUUUGCCCGUUUGAGGCUUACCUGGCUAUCCUGGAUGAAAUCUGAACUGGAAGGGAUUGUAGGAGAGCAGUUAUGGAUUUAGGAUGCCUGCUCCGUUCUCACAGGAUCGGGGGAAAUGCUCCAUCUGUGGAAGAUUUCCCAGCUUUCCACAGCAAAAAAAAAAAAAAAGUCAACUGUAGGAUGUGGAAAUUUGCAUCCAGCUGGACAGGUGUAUCUGUGACUCUAAUCCAGUGUUUCUCAACCUUGGUAGCUUGAAGAUGGGUGGACUUCAACUCCCAGAAUC
Molecule: messenger RNA, 8380 nt
Organism: Pantherophis guttatus
Lineage: Eukaryota; Metazoa; Chordata; Lepidosauria; Squamata; Colubridae
Gene: C2CD3
Product: C2 domain containing 3 centriole elongation regulator
Biological process (GO): centriole elongation; cilium assembly; protein localization to centrosome
Cellular component (GO): microtubule organizing center; centriole; centriolar satellite
Source: RefSeq, a predicted model, not a curated record